Ostrea edulis (European flat oyster) is the source of this 2587-nucleotide messenger RNA. Its product is annotated as NHL repeat-containing protein 2-like. The transcript has 10 exons. Bases 81 to 2201 code for a protein of 706 amino acids. NCBI's taxonomy places the organism in Eukaryota, Metazoa, Mollusca, Bivalvia, Ostreida, Ostreidae. The record is from RefSeq and is a predicted model, not a curated record. Gene Ontology annotation, molecular function: protein binding.
AUAAAGUGAAAGUACACUUCCGGGUUAUAAAGUUUAACAAAAGUUAACUUUCAUUAACUUGAUUAAGUUGCCUGUAAAGUAUGGACAACAUAGGGAAUAUAUUGGAAACAUGCAUGAUUCUUGACCAGAAACUGUCAGAGACAGAAUCAAUUAAAGACCGAGCUGAUAUCAUAUUGGAACAUAUUCACGUGGUGGAAGAUAAACUGAAAGUCAGAUGUCCACAAUUUGAACCAAAUUUAGAAUGGAUGAAUGUAAGCAAACCCUUAAAGCUGGAAGAUGGGCUGAAAGGUAAACUGGUGGUUCUAGAUUUUUUCACUUAUUGCUGCAUCAAUUGUCUUCAUGUUCUACCAGACCUUGCUGCUUUAGAGGACCAGUUUACAGUCAAAGAUGGUGUGGUUGUCAUAGGUGUUCAUUCAGCAAAGUUUGAAAAUGAGAAAAUUUCUACAAACAUUUUGAGUGCCAUAUUACGCCAUAACAUCAACCACCCUGUAGUGAAUGAUAAGAAUGCUUCUCUCUGGAGUGAUUUAAUGAUUCAGUGCUGGCCAACUUUUGUGGUUUUAAGUCCGAAUGGAUACAUCCUCCAGUUUUAUGUAGGGGAGGGGCACAGAGACAGACUGCUGGAGUUUGUAUGUCAAUGUGUGAUGUACUAUAAGGGUAAAGACUUACUGAGUAGUCAGGACAUAGCCCUACAGUUAGAGAAAAGUAAGAGAAGAGACACUCCAAUAAAGUUCCCCGGAAAAAUGUGUGUUAGUGAAGCAGGGAGGAGUGUAGUGGUCAGUGAUAGUGGACACAACAGGGUGCUGAUACUGUCCAAGGAAGGCAUUGUUCAGCACUGUGUGGGGACAUCUGACAGAGGAUUUAAGGACGGAAACUUUACACAAUGCCAGUUUCAUUCUCCGCAGGGUGUAGUCAUGAAGGGUGACAUCAUCUUUGUAGCAGACACAGAAAACCAUGCCAUUAGAAAAAUAGAUGUGGAAAAGCAGGAAGUGACAACAAUAGCAGGACUGGGUAAACCUGGGACAGACAAGGAGGGAGGACAACCUGGUACUCAGCAGGAGUUGUCUUCUCCUUGGGAUAUUGUUAUUGGCCCCUCACCAGAUGGACAGCUGGAUUCCGUGUUGUACAUAGCAAUGGCUGGCACACAUCAAAUUUGGGCCUAUUUUCUUGUUGAUGUGAAAUGGUACAAAGGGAAGCAGUACAGACAGGGGGCGUGUGUAGCCUUUGCUGGUAGUGGCAGUGAGGAAAAUAGAAACAAUAACUAUCCAAACAAGGCAGCAUUUGCCCAGCCAUCUGGUCUGACACUGGGUGACAUAGGGGGAGACAGCUUUCUGUUUGUGGCAGACAGUGAGAGCUCUACAAUAAGGAGUGUAUCCCUGAAAGACGGGGCUGUCAAACAUGUUGUAGGGGGAGAGAGGGACCCAAUGAACCUAUUUGCAUAUGGAGAUAAAGAUGGUAGUGGGAUCGAUGCUAAGUUACAGCACCCACUUGGUGUUGCCAUGGUAUCCAGCUCUAAUUCUCUUCUGGUUGCAGAUUCCUACAACCAUAAGUUGAAGUUUGUUGACAUCAGCAGAAAACUAUGUACGACUGUGGUGGGGACAGAUGAUGAUGUGAAAUUAGAUGAACCUGGGGGUAUCUGUGUGGAGGAGGGCUCAGGGGUCGCUUAUAUUGCUGACACUAAUAACCAUAUCAUCAGAAUACUGAAUCUAAAGGACAGAACAUUCUCCCAGCUGCCAGUUAUUUUCUCAAAUAAUGCAGUAGACAGUCUGAACACUAAAUUGUCAGACAUUUUGAAACCAGGAAAAGAGCCAGAAAAAAAUGAAAUUAAAUAUGUUGCCCCUGGUUCAGAGGUCAAGGUCAGCCUCCUUUUGAAUAUGCCAGAUGGGAAUCAUUUGACUGAUGAAGCUCCAAGCAGAUGGACUGCUGUGAUACAUGGUACAUUUGAUUCUCAGAGUAAUCAGGCAGUAAACCCACUCUUUACUCAAAAGGAUGCCAUCUCUGAAAAAUCUCCACAGCAUCUUUUUUCUUGGAAAGUGCCAGUUUUCACAAAAUCUGAUUUGUUUAUUUACUUGAAAUGUAAAUUAUUCUAUUGUGAUGAAAGUAAAGUAUGCCGUAUGAAGGAGAAAGUUUAUCUACAAGAAUGUAGUAUUCAAAGUAACAUUGAGGAUGCUAGUUGUGAAGUACAGUUCAAACUGUGUGUGUAAAUGUUGAUUGACAUAGAUUUUAAGAUCUUGUUUCUGAUUUUUUUGUGUGGAGGGGGUAUUUUUGUGUACAUGAUUGAUUGAUUUUAUAUUGUUUAACAUCUCACUCAAGAAUGUUUCACUCAUAUGGAGACGUCACCAUUGCCGGUGAAGGGCUGCGAAAUUUAGGCUUAUGCUCCACAAAUAUGACCUUUAAGCAGGGAGGAAUCUUUAUCAUGCCACUCCUGCUCAGCAGUGCUGUGACACUGGGCCUUGGUUUUUGCUGUCUCAUUCGAAGUACUGCCCCAUUUAGUCACCUCUUACGACCAGCAAGGUGUACUGGAACCUACAUGUGUAUUCUAACCCGGAUCUACACGGAAUGAAAACCUUAAUAAAAAUGAUAGAAUCAC